ACUAGAGGCAGCGUAUUGUUUCUGGGGGUGUACCUAUUUUCGUAGUACCGACCUUGCCUUCUACCCGAAGAUGGCGGUGGCUUUGAAGGCUGCAUGUAGAGGACCUUUCAGAGUCUGCUGGAACUUUGGAAGAGCCGGUUUCCCGUCGCUUCUUCAGACACAGAGAGAAAUUCCACUUCCACUUGUGCGAUGUCAGGGUUCACAAAGCAUCAAAUCUCCGCCCCGGUCAUGUGUUCCACCAACAUCUUUGUCCAGACCACCCUGGCCAGAGGUCUCAAUCAUUGAUCCUGUGGAAGAGGCCAAACAACAUCAAGAUGUUGUUUCUAAGGUCAGCAACAUCCUUGCUGAAGGAAAAUACGGAAGGCUGUUUGCGGUUGUCCAUUUUGCGAGUCGGCAGUGGAAAGUAACAAAUGAAGAUUUAAUACUCAUUGAAAACCACAUAGAUGCUGAAUGUGGAGACAGAAUAAGACUUGAAAAGGUGUUGCUGGUAGGUGGUGAAGAUUUUACACUGAUUGGAAGACCACUUCUUGGUCGAAAUUUGGUUAGAGUUGAGGCUACGGUUAUUGAGAAGACAGAAUCCUGGCCACAAGUGCACAUGCGGUUUUGGAAAAGACACAGAUACCAAAGGAAAAGAAUUAUUGUGCAGCCUCAGACAGUGCUUCGGAUCAACACAGUAGAAGUAGCCUCAGGACUGUGUUAGGAUUAAGCCUUUCCUUGUGCAUUUUCUAGUUUGUGACUCUGUAACUGCUUCUUUACGAAAUUAAAAAUGUUACUCCAUAAAUGAAAA
Molecule: messenger RNA, 787 nt
Organism: Scleropages formosus (Asian bonytongue)
Lineage: Eukaryota; Metazoa; Chordata; Actinopteri; Osteoglossiformes; Osteoglossidae
Gene: mrpl21
Product: mitochondrial ribosomal protein L21
Exons: 7
Coding region: 71-700 (209 amino acids)
Cellular component (GO): ribosome; mitochondrial large ribosomal subunit
Molecular function (GO): structural constituent of ribosome
Source: RefSeq, a predicted model, not a curated record